Messenger RNA from Chroicocephalus ridibundus (black-headed gull), 2469 nucleotides. It is a transcript of the gene RNF228, whose product is annotated as RING finger protein 223. The record is from RefSeq and is a predicted model, not a curated record. Gene Ontology annotation, molecular function: ubiquitin protein ligase activity. Gene Ontology annotation, biological process: protein ubiquitination. The transcript has 2 exons. NCBI's taxonomy places the organism in Eukaryota, Metazoa, Chordata, Aves, Charadriiformes, Laridae. The coding region runs from base 140 to 991 and encodes 283 amino acids.
CCCUCCCCGCCGGGCCGCGCCGCAGCCCGCGGGCGCGGCCAGGAGGCGGCGGGGCCGCGGCUGCCCCGGCUCCCCGCCCGCCUGCCAGGCGCGGUGCGGGACUCUCCGCGGCGCUCCGUCCCCCCUCCGGCGAGAUGUUAUGGCCGAGCCGGCGCAGAAGGGCGGUGUAGGGCAGGGCGGGCGGCGGGAGGAGGAGGAUGAGGAGGCGGCGGCGGCGGCCGCGGCCGCCCCCCCCGCCAGCUACGAGGACUACGAGUGCAAGAUCUGCUACAACUACUUCGACCUGGAGCGGCGGGCGCCCAAGCUGCUGGAGUGCCUGCACACCUUCUGCCAGGAGUGCCUGAGCCAGCUGCACCUGCGGGCCGCCCAGCAGCCCCCAGCCGCCGCCGGCGCCGCCGCCGAGCCGGGGCCCGGCCGGCCGGGCUCCCUGGCCUGCCCCCUCUGCCGCCACCGCACGGCGCUGCCCGACCACCGCGUCCACGGCCUCCCGGUCAACACCAAGCUGGCCGCCGCCUGCCCGCCGCAGCUGCGGGCCCGCGACCCGCUGCCCCAGGACCGCCUGCCGCCGCUGCCGCCCCGCCGCCCGCCCCGCGCCCGGGAGGCGGCGGCCGCCCUCGCCCCUCCGCCCUCCCCCGCCGGGCCGCGCUCCUCGGGCGGCGGCUACGAGAGCUGCCAGAGCUGCAAGCGGGCGGCGCUGAGCGCCGGCUGCGUGUGCGUCGUCGUCUCCUUCCUCUCCAUGGUGGUGCUGCUCUUCACCGGCCUCAUCUUCGUCAACCAGUACGGCGGCGACGGCGGGCCCGGCGCCUCGGCCUCGCCGUCGCCGGUGGGGCCCAUCUGCCUGUCGGUGGCCAGCAUCCUCGCCCUCUUCUCCGUCGUCGUCACAUGGCUCAUCUGCUGGCUCAAGUACCGGCCCGAGGCGGCGACCGGCGGGGCCGCCGCCAACGCCACCCCGCGGGGCCGGGCGGCGGCCGCCCGCAGGAGCGACACGUAGCGCCGGCGGGGCCGAGGGAGGUCGGGGGCCGUGACGCGGGAGCGCGGCCCGGCGCCGUGCGGGGCCGUGAGGGAGCAGCGGGCCGGCCCCCUCCCGGCCGGCAGAGUGAGAGAAGCCCACAUUAAAAUACGGACGUUCAGCAUCACUGCAAAAGUGGAAUGCAGUAGCAUAAUUUGUGUAUUAAACAUUUACCUUCGGCUGAGGUAGCUAUAAUGAGAUGGUGAUUUUCCCUCUUGGUAAGUUUCUCUUCUGUGUCAAGAGUUUUUUUGUAAAGGCCAGUAGAAAACGUUUUUGUUUUGUGAGGUUGGAACAUCAAAGAUGUCUUUGAAAUGUGACAAGAUGCUCAUUAUAUGACAUGGAAAAACAUUGCCAUACAGCUGGUUUUGUAGUAUAUUAAGGAGAGCACUCUAUAUAGAUACUGUUCUAUGUUGCAGGAUAAUUCAUUUGGUGCCUGAAUUUUUUUAACUUAAUUAGUUGUUAUAAUCUACUCUAUUGGGAAUAAGAUAAUGCUGCUUAUUCCGUGUUUCUACACAGUACUGUAAUGGAAUGAGGUAAUUAUUUUCGUGCUUAAAAAUUCCAGAAUUUUACAAGUGAUCUUUUAGUAUGUGUAUUUUGCAAGCUGUCUGCAUGAUAUUCUGACAAGUAUCCUCUUAAUAGACCUUUACUUGACCACUUCUAUUUAUCACAAGUGCAAAGGAAUUUACUAUGUAGAACUGUAAAGACAGCAGGUGAAGAUGUGUGAUGUGUUUUAUGACUGCACAAGUGAUGUGUACUGUGCAUUGCCUCGAUUAUCACAAAUCUGUGAAAAACAACCCCCUGGCCCCCAAAAAACCCCACAAACCCAAGCGAGCGGUGUUUAUACAAGACUCUGUUACGAUGGACACAGUUUGUGGAAACAAUAUAUGAUUUUUGUGUCACUUAUGUCUAUUUAAAAAGAUCCGCACCAGCCUUUUAAAGUGGUAUAUCAUAAUAUAAAGGCCCUGAGGAGAUAAAUUACUGGGAUCAACUGUGGCUCUGACCGUGGUUCGUGUAUUUAGACCAGUGUUUUCAAACUUGGAGUUGCUCGUUAGCCAUGUAAAAGGUGUAUGCCUCCUAAAAUCAGGCCUGACUAUUAGCCCCCGUUGACUUCAGCAGUAGUUGUGGAUGUUCUGCACCAAAGAAAAUCACGAGACUUUUAUUUAAGCAUCUAAAUGAGAAUUUAGAUGGUUGACUUCAGGUACAAACAUUUGAAAAUUUUGGCCUUAACCUCUCUGUUCUUCAGUUAAUGCAUCUGUAAAGUUUGAUAAUAGCGUUGACCUACCUCACAGGCAAGAUGUGAGGCUUUAUUAAAGUUUUUAAGCAAUUGGAGAUCCUUGAAGAGGAGGUGCUAUAGAAGUGAAAGUAUUAUUAUAAAUGAUACUGUCGUAAGGAUAAAUAUAUGUAAAUUAAUGGACAUACACAGCAGCAAUGUUUUCUAAGAAAAAUAAAUAUAUAAAAUA